Molecule: messenger RNA, 1473 nt
Organism: Sphaerulina musiva SO2202
Lineage: Eukaryota; Fungi; Ascomycota; Dothideomycetes; Mycosphaerellales; Mycosphaerellaceae
Product: arginase
Exons: 3
Coding region: 252-1223 (323 amino acids)
Cellular component (GO): nucleus; cytoplasm; cytosol
Molecular function (GO): arginase activity; manganese ion binding
Source: RefSeq, a predicted model, not a curated record
GAUUUAUUGAUGCUUUUUUUUUCUUUGAAGAUUCCGUUUGAUAUAUCACUAUUGAUUGGAUCUGAUAGCCGGAAGUGUCGUCGUCGUCUCGAGAGGGGAUCCUUUUUUUGUUGAGAGGUGACAAAGAAUUUACGAAACUUACCUAGGUACCUGGCCUACAUACCUACCUGAGGAUAGUCACGUCGAUCACGUCGACUUGGGAUCAGAUACCGGCAGGACAGCAGCAGGAUUUCAAUAUAACAAUCACCACCAUGGACGCUCCUACCAUCACGCCCAAGUUCCUCUCCAAGGGCAACGAGCUGGGUCUGGUCGCAGUGGGCUUUAGUGGAGGCCAGUGCAAACCAGGCACAGAUGCCGCUCCCAUGGCCCUCAUCGAGUCCGGCCUCAUCAACGACCUCCGCGACGAACUGAAAUACGACGUCAAAUAUGAUGACACCGUCCACGCCUACACCGAGCUUCUCCCCGCCGACGACCCGGACCACCGCAACAUGAAAAACCCACGAGCCGUCUCCGCCGUCACGCAGAAACUCUCCUCCCAAGUCUACGAACACGCUCGCGAGGGACGUUUCGUGCUGACCCUCGGAGGCGAUCACUCGAUUGCCAUUGGAACCGUCUCGGGCACGGCCAAGGCGAUUCGCGAGAGAUUGGGACGAGACAUGGCUGUGAUUUGGGUCGACGCACACGCAGAUAUCAAUACACCCGAGACAUCGGAUUCGGGGAACAUUCAUGGCAUGCCCGUCGCUUUCCUCACGGGAUUGGCGACGGACGAGGCGGACAAGCCGUUUGGAUGGAUUGCAGACGAUCAGAAAAUCUCAACUGCGAAACUUGUCUACAUUGGACUGAGAGAUGUGGAUCGUGGGGAGAAGAAGAUCCUGCGGGAUCACAAUAUCAAAGCGUUCAGUAUGCAUGAUAUCGAUCGACAUGGGAUUGGAAAGGUGAUGGAUAUGGCGCUGGGGUGGAUUGGAAGGGAUACGCCGAUUCAUUUGAGUUUUGAUGUCGAUGCGCUGGAUCCCAUGUGGGCGCCUUCAACGGGCACGCCGGUACGAGGCGGGUUGACGUUGCGGGAGGGAGAUUUCAUUGCGGAGAGUGUGCAUGAGACGGGGAAUCUGGUGGCGCUGGAUUUGGUCGAGGUAAAUCCUUCGCUGGAGAAGGAGGGAGUGAGUGAGACUGUGCGAGCUGGAGUGAGUAUUGUGAGGUGUGCCUUGGGAGAUACUCUUCUGUGAGGAUACCAACACUCUCUCCCCUCUCUUCUGGGGGAGGAGGAGUGAAGACAUAGACCAUAGAAGAGAUAUGACUCUCCAGUACACCUCUGUACCCUUCUUCACAUGCACAAUUGCACAUGCACGCUUAGCCUAAUGGGGAAGAUGCCACUCCAACGACGACAACAACAUGGCACUGACACCGAGACAUGGAGGAUGAGGACUGCUGCGGUCGAGCUUUUGAAUUUCUGCUCAAUGUAUACCAAAUCUUCUG